Messenger RNA from Vollenhovia emeryi, 1403 nucleotides. RefSeq names its product persulfide dioxygenase ETHE1, mitochondrial. Bases 296 to 1126 code for a protein of 276 amino acids. The transcript is spliced from 6 exons. Gene Ontology annotation, biological process: glutathione metabolic process; hydrogen sulfide metabolic process. Gene Ontology annotation, molecular function: sulfur dioxygenase activity. The record is from RefSeq and is a predicted model, not a curated record. NCBI's taxonomy places the organism in Eukaryota, Metazoa, Arthropoda, Insecta, Hymenoptera, Formicidae.
GGCGUGUCUGCGCGAUAUUGCCCGCGUAUUGCCCUCGUUGACAGAAAUGGUCUUCAUGAUUCAGCGAUUAACGCGGCGUGACUCGACGGACCGAUGCGAUUAAAAAGAUAUUAAAAGAUAAUCGCGUUGCGCAACGUUGCAGAACUCGAGGCGAGGGGGAUACGAAAUCGGGGGGGACUCGCGGCGGCGUGUCGUCGUUAAUCGUCGGUAGUCACGCGCGGUGCUACGCAACGGUACGUUGGACGAGACGACAGGAGGGAGAGAGAAGCUUUAUUAGAACGGAUGCAAGGUGAUCAUGAUCCGCAAUCUCUGCCGGGCGGCGUCGCCGACGAUUCUGCGAGGAAACAACGGGUCGCGGGCCAAUCACGCCAUGGCGGACGUUCUGACGGAGCGCGUGCCCUUUUCCAGGGACUUCCUGUUUCGCCAGCUUUUCGAUCCAGUGUCCAGUACUUACACGUAUCUGCUGGCCGAUAUCAACGAUAAGGUGGCGAUUCUGAUUGAUCCGGUCAUCGAAUGGGCCGAUCGUGACAAAACAAUCGUCGAGGAGCUGGGAUUGAAGCUGAAAUACGCCCUGAACACGCACAUGCACGCGGACCACGUCACCGGGACGGGCCGGCUCAAGUGCCUGUUGCCCGGCUGCAGGUCCAUGAUCUCGCGCAGCAGCGGCGCCAAGGCGGACGUGCUCCUGGAGCCGGACGAUCAGGUCCGGUUCGGCAGGCACCAACUGAGAGUGCUGCCCACCCCGGGUCACACCGAAGGUUGCGUCACGUACGUUUGCGAUGAGCAGGCGAUUGCGUUCACCGGCGAUGCGCUCUUGAUCCGGGGGUGCGGCAGAACUGAUUUUCAGGGUGGAUCCGCCGCGAUCCUGUACAAAUCCGUUCACGAGAAGAUCCUGACGCUGCCGCGAAAUUACCGGCUAUACCCCGCACACGAUUACAACGGCAGAACCGUCACCACCGUGGCCGAGGAGCGAGCCCUUAAUCCCAGACUGUCCAAGUCGCUGGAGGAGUUCGUCCGAAUUAUGAACAACCUCAACCUGCCUUAUCCCAAGAUGAUCGAUAAAGCUGUGCCGGCCAACAAAGUUUGCGGUCUGUACGAGGUGGGAGAAGAAAAGGGCGAACAAUGAAAGUUAUUGACAGCGUUGCAACCGAUGCACUAGCAGCGCUAGUAUUGUAAUUCCGCUCACUCUAUUAAUAAUGCAUGGUCCCGAUAGUUAACGUUCAUGUGUCAAUGGCGCGGUUAUUCGCGACUUUAACGCACUUUAUUAUCGAUAUUAUUAACGUUAAAAAGAGGAACAAUCGUGCACCUUGUUUUAAACAGCGGAAAGUAUUCAAGAGCAAUAUAAGUCCGGUGACAAUAUAAUGCACAGUAAUUUUUAAUAUAUAAUUCACGUGCAACAUUAA